CUCAAAAGUUUCUCACCAUGAUGCACACAUAAACCGCAUUAAAAUAAAUAAAAAAAAGCUUUGCUCCGAACUUCGCCGGCAUGUAACCGCUCCGUUACCGAAAGCUCGACAAAACCCGGCGAUGUGGUGAGACAUGCACCAGUCACACGCCGGUUUGUGCCCGGGACAGACGUAACCUACGCCGAAUCAUUUACAUAAUUCGUUUAGCUAGUUCCAAACAGUAAAUAAUGCUCAUACUACGAAAGUUUCAAACUACGAAAAACGAAUGAUUGUUCGGACCGUUGGCUACGGCUUAGUGACUACGAGAGUUGGAAACUACGGAUGUGCUACGGCUCGUAGCAAUGAGCACCACAAUCGAGCGAAGAGCACGUAACAUAAAGCACGAAUCAAUUAUGAAGACAAAGCAAAGUUUAGCACGCAUUAGCGGGGGUCGCGUGCCGACGUGCGUUAACGUGUAGCGCUCGAGAGGCGGGUAAUAUGCCGGCACUCUGGCAGUCUUCCCAGCGGCCUAUGUACGUGCGAACGGUGUGGGUGGACGGCUUCAGGCACGCCAUACUGUCGCAAGACGACCCUUACUUCGUCAAGCUCAGCGCCAAGAGGCGAAGACCCACAUCCUCCGCUUCCACCAGCAACAAAAUCCCGAAAAGGCACUCCAGACUCAGCAACCACGCGGACGACUUGGAAGGCUGCCUCAGGAAACUCAACCUUGUAAUACGGAACGAUAGGACGUUUAUACCAAAAACAAGACCGAAGAGCUCUAAGGACUUUGAAAUCGAAAAGCUGAACUUGACUGAUGUGGACAACGAGUCCGAAGACGGAUUUCUGAUCAGAGCUACCCCGCAGCAACUCAACGAUUACGAGACUUCUCGGUCUAAUUUUGACAUAAAUAUGAGGCACUUAAGAGUGAAUAGGACGUCCAGAUUAGAAGUAAAAGAGAACACCGAAUUAUCAGAACGUGUGCUGCAAUGGUUGGAUCUAGCUGGCAAAGUGGAUUUGUUGGCGCCCGAAAAUGCUGAACGGAUGGCUCAACCGCGGCACAGUUGGCCAGAGAUUCAGCGGCGGAACCACGGGUUAUCGAAAUCGAAGACAACAGUCGACGUUCGGGCGAAGGAUAGUGGCAAAACGUAUUCGCCAAAAGCCGGCGACAGUGCGAAACCACAACAAAGCGUUAUCGAUCGGCACGAUUUUUAUGUGCCGACGUCCACGAACACGAUUGAGAACUACGCGAGACAGUCACGGAACGCGCGCGGCACGCCACAAGCCGAGACGAGCGGGAAAAAAGACGCCAACAAAACCAAGAGCAAGGAUAUACGAGCGAACGUCGCGGAAACGCGCCAGAAAGUCGUCUCAGAACGAACGGCCGUGGAGAAACAGUACGCCGAUUUGAUUAAACAGAAGCUAAUACCCGGUUUAGGGAUAGGAUCAAAGAAGCAAGUCCACAUAUUCAUGCCUGAGCUCCCGAAGAAGUUUAACUCCACCUCGACGAGUAGAACUGAGAGUCUUCUAUCGUCGCUAAAAUCUUAGUUCCGAAUAAAAGCUUUAUAAAUCAACAAAGUUGAGUUCAUUGAGUAGUUUCGGGCAAUUUAUUAACGAACUUUACCGAGCUCGGUCCUUCCGAUUUCAUUGAGCCGACGGAUCGGAUUUAUGCUGGCGUGCACGCAAAGCUGCGCCGUCUGAUUAUUCAAAUUACCGUUGCAUAGUACACAAAUACUACUAUUGAAAUUAAUUUUAUUAAUACGCCUUG
Messenger RNA from Ostrinia furnacalis (Asian corn borer), 1744 nucleotides. RefSeq lists its product as uncharacterized. NCBI's taxonomy places the organism in Eukaryota, Metazoa, Arthropoda, Insecta, Lepidoptera, Crambidae. The record is from RefSeq and is a predicted model, not a curated record. Bases 478 to 1524 code for a protein of 348 amino acids. The transcript is spliced from 2 exons.